UCUACUUCUGACCCCGCCACUCUCCCUCUCGUGCUGCGCGCUUCGCGUGGCUGCCACCGGAGUUGAUGGAGCCCCGAGUCUCAUUCACUUCUGGCGUCUGAGAGAGGCGAUGCAGCAGCGUGCGGGCCUUGCGAUGAUGGCCUGGAUGGUGCUGCUGGCUCUACCGUGGCUCACGCUGGCGGAGCAAGACUGUAUGCUUUCGAUCCCGCUGUCUCCACUCCACUCAACUCCGCGUGCGAACGUGACUCUCCCGUGUCACGCCCGCUCUCCACACUGCACUCUCCAGAUGAUCACGUGGUCUAGAUUGAUUUCCAUUGAGGAAGCGGAGACGAUAGUGACCUGCAACGGGAGCCUUUGUGAGGUCACGGCAUCAGGGUACCAGGGCAGAGUUCGCCUGGCCACAUCGCAGUCCCACAACAGCUCAUUGAUCCUCACCGAUGUGAGGCUCAACGACACCACGAGAUACAACUGCGUGCAUCAAUGGAGACUCGGAGAUGUAUUCCAGAAGAGCACGAUUGCUGUGGAUCUCAACGUCACCGAACUAUCUCGUUUUCCAGAGGGGACCACAAUUUCGACUCAAGUCACCGAAGCCGGGCAAGAGGAACGCAAAUCCGACGAAGGCCGAGGGAGCCGUAGCAAGGUUGGCGCAGUGGAGCCAGAGCAAGAAACCAACACUGCAGCCCAUGUGCCUAUGUGGUAUUACAUGCCGGCAGUGGUGCUAGUGGUGGUGAUGGCAGUGGGUCUGCCACUCCUGUAUCAUUUCACAUGCAAGAAAAAGUCAGUAGCGGUGCUGCUGUACCCUUCCACGAGCUUGGACGGGCGGACCGAACCACGCGCCAUGCAGAAUGACGCUGCUGGCGAGGUCUUCUACGAGACGGUGAACAUGGGCGAUGAAGAACCACGCGAUUCUAUGGCGGGCGAGGAGCCCCACAUCCACGGCUCUCCGCUGCCAGUCAUCUACUCAACCGUCAAUGAAGUCUCUUCGGGGCCUAACUCUUAAAUCGCCCUCUAUUGUUGUUAACUAUUAUUAGUAGAACUCCUUCUUCUUGUUGUGUUUAGUUUGUUGUUCUCCCUGCUCCCCGCACCUCCGAUUGUUAUUUGUAUUGUUGUCUAUGUGGGUGUGUGAAAAUUUGAUGAAAAUAAUGAAGAUUGAAUGAAAUUUCAAAUGUGCAUAAAUAAUCUGAAAUUACGUUAAUAGAAUAUGCUAAUUCGAGAGGUAAUCGUAUUAAUUUAUACGAGUGGGUGUGGUUAUAUUAAUGCUAACCUUUAUGAUAAUCAGGCCCUGCCUCGUUGACGAGGUGGUGUUAUCAAUCGGGAUAAUGCAAUCAAUCGUAUGCAGUUAUGCUAGUGUCACCUCGGCUUCGUUGUCUCCCCUCGUAUUAUCGACCAGUAUAAUACAAUGAUUCUCGCUUUAACGUUUAUUGGGUGGAUAAGUGUAUUUAUAUUUUAGUUCCCAAGUUCAUAUCCUUCUCGCUUUAACAUUACUGAGUGAAUUAGUGUGUUUAUAGUUUAGGUUCCCAGGUUCAUAACUCAUCGCAGGAUACAGAUCUUACGCAAAAAUUUCAGGAAAGAAUCACACGACCACUUCUGUAUUAAUAAAUGUAUUUAUAAUGAAACCUUAACUAUAAUAUAGUAUGUGAACUCUGAAUCUCGGAACGUCAACACGGUAUCAAUACAUUAUCAUCAACGACUGUACGAUUUCACUUUGACAACGGCACAUAUAUCCCGCAUAACGCGAUUGUGGUUAGUGAGAGAGAGUCGUUAAAACAUGCAAAUGCUAUGCUAAACAAAAACGUAUACAUUUUAAUAUGAACGAUUAUUAUGCUUGAAAUUGUCAGCACAGUAUCACAGGCGAUUGAUUAACAUGCAACGGUAUCCAUAUAAAAAGACGACCAAACAGGUAUUAUUUCCAAAGGCAUAAAUGUACAACAGAUCCACCGGACAGAUUAUAGGAUUACCGAAAUGGCCUAGUGUGAGGGUGUGCGGCGGGACGUUUUAUCUCACGGGAGAUUAAUUAAUUCGUGAAAAAGAUUGUAUGAUCGGAAAAUCUGUUUAGCACGAUUCCUCCCCGGGAGCGUAGCUCCAUGGCGAAGGUGCCAAGGGUUAAUUCGUAUUGAUGGAUCGGUUGGCAACUUAUGCGAUUAGAAGUACAGCCCAAAACAAAAUAUUAAAGAGGAACAUUAUGCAUAUACUCAUAAACGACGGAUGGUUAUCACUCGGUCUCGUUGUGAUGCCUUCACGGGCAGUACGUU
This is a messenger RNA of Petromyzon marinus (sea lamprey), 2252 nucleotides long. The record is from RefSeq and is a predicted model, not a curated record. Lineage: Eukaryota; Metazoa; Chordata; Hyperoartia; Petromyzontiformes; Petromyzontidae.